AUGGCAGCAAGAAUACUUGGUGGUGGUCAGUCUAGCGUUGUGGAUAGUGGUAGGGCAGCAGGAAUAGUUGGUGGUGGUCAGUCUGGUGUUGUUGAUAGUGUUAGGGCAGCAGGAAUAGUUGGUGGUUUUCAGUCUGGUGUUGUUGAUAGUGGUAGGGCAGCAGGAACAGUUGGUGGUGGUCAGUCAAGUGUUGUGAAUAGUGGUAGGGUAGCAGAAAUAGUUGGUGGUGGUCAGUCUAGUGUUGAUAGUGGAAAGGCAGAAGGAAUAGUUGGUGGUAGUCAGUCUGGUGUUGAUAGUGGUAGGACAGCAAGAAUAGUUGGUGGUAGUCAGUAUGGUAUUGAUAGUGGUAGGGCAGCAGGAAUAGUUGGUGGUGGUCUGUAUGGUGUUGAUAGUGAAAGGGCAGCAGGAAUAGUUGGUGGUUUUCAGUCUGGUGUUGGUUAUGUUGAUAGUGGUAGGGCAGCAGGAAUAGUUGGUGGUUUUCAGUCUGGUGUUAUUGAUAGUGGUAGGGCAACAGGAAUAGUUGGUGGUGGUAGGUCUGUUGAUGAUGGUAGGUCUGUAGGAAUUGUCAGAGGUCAAUUUGGUGUUGUUGAUAGUGGUAGGGCGGCAGGUAUAGUUGGUGGAAGUAGGUCUGGCUUUGUUGAUGGUGGGGGAGACAUGGAAAUUGAUUGGUGGUGUUAG
This is a messenger RNA of Dreissena polymorpha, 678 nucleotides long. RefSeq lists its product as uncharacterized. The transcript has a single exon. Lineage: Eukaryota; Metazoa; Mollusca; Bivalvia; Myida; Dreissenidae. Bases 1 to 678 code for a protein of 225 amino acids. The record is from RefSeq and is a predicted model, not a curated record.